Molecule: messenger RNA, 1518 nt
Organism: Elaeis guineensis (African oil palm)
Lineage: Eukaryota; Viridiplantae; Streptophyta; Magnoliopsida; Arecales; Arecaceae
Product: pathogenesis-related genes transcriptional activator PTI6
Biological process (GO): regulation of DNA-templated transcription
Molecular function (GO): DNA-binding transcription factor activity; DNA binding
Source: RefSeq, a predicted model, not a curated record
UGAGAUCUAGAAAGCGUUAGUCGAGAAAUUUUUAGCGGAGACUGCUCGUUUUCGUUCUGGGUUUGAUCCCCCCUUCUUCCUUUCUCUCUCUCUCUCUCUGGUGCCCUUUCUCUCUCUCUCUCCUCCGUUCUUCAUUUCCCGCCUAGAUCCAGGAAAAACCCUUGCUAGAACCCUGAACAUAGAUCGAUUUUUCCUUAUAUCGAAGGGCUUUUGGGGUUUUUCUCCAGAAAAAGGAGGAAUCGAGCCCAGAAUUUCUGGAAGAAUAUCUGAUUAGUUUGGAAAAUUUCGGAUAUUUGGGUGGUAUCGGAACCCCUGGAAUCGCUUCUGGUUGCUUCUUCCCUCUUUUUUCUUCGAAUCAUUCCUGACUAGUGGAGCUUCGGAUUUGGGUUUUCUCCCGAUGAAUCCAUCGGAAGUCGCUCGUCGGCGGCUUCAGGUGGCCCGCGCGAAGUUAUCUGAGCACGUGGUGGCCACGAGGAAGACGGUCCCGGCGGCGAAGGCCGACGGGAGGUCGACAAGGAGGCGGGUUGUGAGGGUUUACUUCACGGAUGCGGAUGCUACUGAUUCGUCGUCGAGUGAUGAAGAAAUCGACGGCCGUAUCGCGCGGAGAAGAGUAAAGAGGCACGUGCACGAGAUCGGGAUCGAGGUCGCCGCCGCCGCCGCCUCGUCGGCCCGGCGGAGAGCGGUGGCGCCGCCGCCGAAACUGAUGGAGAAAGCACCGGAGCGGCCGGAGUGUGGGAAGAGGUUCCGCGGAGUGCGGCGGCGGCCGUGGGGCCGCUGGGCGGCGGAGAUCCGUGACCCGACGCAGCGAAAGCGGGUGUGGCUCGGGACCUUCGACACCGCGGAGGAGGCCGCUACCGUGUACGACAGCGCCGCCGUCCGGCUCAAGGGGGCCAAGGCGGUGACCAACUUCCCUACCGAGAAAACAUCGCCAACCCCCGCCGCGUCGGCGGAGGCGGUGGCCGUCGACGGGGAGCCGAGCAAGAGCAGCAGGAGCGGCGGCGGUUGCUCCGACGACCCUCACCCCUCGCCGACGUCGGUGCUCCGGUACGGCGGGGACGAGAUGCCGUUCGACUGGAUGGUCGACAGCGGUAAGGACAUCUACGGCUUCAGUUUGGAGCCGUCGUUAUGUCUAACGGACUUCUACUGGCAGCGGCCGUACUUUUGGGAGGCGGACUUCGGCGAGUUAGACGCCGACGUUAAUUUUUUCUUAGAAAAUGGCGAUUUUAACCUUUCCUGAUGCGGCGAGUUUUGUUAGUAAAAGUGAGUGGCGGGAUUUUUAUAGUUUGUUAUUAUUAUUUAUAUUUAUUAUAAAGAAAAGUCGUUAAUUUAGUGCAUGGCUUUUUGGGGCUAAGAGUGAAGUGAGUGUGGGAAGGGGAGGGGCUUUCCGUGAGCCUCACGCUUUGUCGUGGAAAAUAUUGGGACGAGUCUAUGUAAGACAAAGAAAAGUAUGUCUAUGAUAAUAAUAAAUAUUUUUCUGGAGUCAAGAGUGUCAAAAAAAAAAAAAAAAAAAGAAAAGAA